This is a messenger RNA of Mycena indigotica, 1332 nucleotides long. Its product is annotated as Heterogeneous nuclear ribonucleoprotein. Lineage: Eukaryota; Fungi; Basidiomycota; Agaricomycetes; Agaricales; Mycenaceae. The record is from RefSeq and is a predicted model, not a curated record. The transcript has 6 exons. Gene Ontology annotation, molecular function: RNA binding. The coding region runs from base 19 to 1332 and encodes 437 amino acids.
CUUCUCCAUACCACCACCAUGUCCGACCUCGACGCAGAUCUCUAUGGCGACCUCUAUGGGAACGAUGAAACCGAAUUCGACCCAACCCAGGGAAACGUCGAUGCGACUGAACCUGAACCCCUCAAGCCAGACGCCAAACCAACACCCGCCGCCGUCGCGCCCAAACCUGUCCCAGCUGCCACCGUGCAACCUCCAAGACCAGCAGUGACUGGGCAACCAAUAGCAACGUUUUCGUCUGUGACUCAGCAAAUCCCAACCUACGAGCAACCCCAAACAAAUGACUACCGAGGCGGUGGCAUCUCGUCUGAUGGUGCUUACCAUGGUGGCGGAGAGCGGAGCGUCAGGCCUUCGGAGAUGAAAGAUGAAGGCAAAAUGUUUAUUGGUGGCCUAAACUGGGAUACGACAGACGACGGUCUCCGCGAUUACUUCAGCCAGUUCGGAAAAGUUGAUGCCUGUACCAUCAUGCGCGACGCCGCCGGACGUUCCCGUUGCUUCGCUUUUUUGACCUUCGACGAUCCCGCGAGUGUGAACGCUGUGAUGGUUCGUGAGCAUGUACUCGAUGGCAAGAUCAUUGACCCCAAACGCGCCAUUCCCAGACAAGAGCAUCAGCGUGCCACUAAACUUUUCAUCGGCGGUCUCGCUGGCAGUGUGACAUCUGAGUCUAUGCGAGCGUUCUUUUCGCAGUUCGGAAAGGUCAUCGACUCGACCGUGAUGUUAGACCGCGAGACUGGCCGCAGCAAAGGCUUUGGAUUUGUCUCUUUUGAGGACACUGACGUUCAACCCUUCCUUGGCUUCGGGAACCUCGAAAUCGACGGCAAACUGAUUGACGUAAAACUUGCGCAACCACGGUAUCAGCGCGACAAUUUCAGUGAAGACAACCCAACUGGCGCUGCGACCACCAACUUCAACGCUGCAAACAACUUUAGCGGAAAUGGGCAAGCAGCGGGGAACUUCAGCGCUGGUGCGGGGACGCCGUUCGACCCUCAGGCACUUGCGGCUUUGUAUACGCGUAUGUUUCAGAUGGCGGGCGGUGGAGGGGGGAUGGGCAUGAUGGGAAACGCUAUGGGAAAUGGUAUGGGGAAUGGCAUGGGUAUGAUGGGAAUGGGUGGAAUGAUGGCCGGAAUGGGCCGAGGGAUGGGGAUGACGCCAGGAAUGGGACGAGGCACUCCGCCAGUUGCACCGGGAGGUGGACCGGGCCCCAAUGUUCCUCGAGGGCCGCGUGCCCAAACCGGUAAUGGACCACCAACUGGCCCUAUGGCGGGUAACGCUGGAGUGGGCCCUCAGCGAGUGGGAGUGCGCGGCCAGCACAACUACCAUCCGUAUGCUCGGUGA